AAUUUAAUUAAUGGACGAACGAGGAUCAUCUAGGAGGUAAAUAGAUUGGAAUAUAAUAAAAUAGUGUUUCUUCUGCAUCAUCAUCUGUUUCAAAUUUAAGUAAGGACAGAAGUAGAAGUAAUUCAAAAAAAAGAAAUUUUAAAAACAAGAAGAAGUAGAUAAAGAGAGUAAAACAUACUGUAGAGUUUCCAUCACUUGAUUAGUAGUUGUUAAACUUUGAAUAAUUUUAAGAAUUAUAUGUAUGAAAUUGAUAUGAGAUAAUAGGUAAACAAUGAUAUUCCGACUGAGAAAUUGCGACUUCUUUAUUAGACAUAUGAAAGGAAAUGGGAAAAUAAAUAGAAGGAGUUAUUCUUUGAUUAACAUAAAGAUGAACCUUGGAUUUAAGAUAAAUACAAUCCAGUAAAUAGAAGAGAGUUUUAGGAAGAACGUAAUUAAUUAGCAUAGAAUCGGUUCAAUGAAUUUUUAAAGUAAUAUAAUAUGGGAGGUUUCAAUAACAUAAAUUUAACAUUGACAGAAAUGUAAUUAAUGGAAUUCUUUGAAUUGAAUGAUCAUUUCUAUAAUGAUGAUCCAGAUGUACCUUUUUGGGAAUUUUAACUUAAAGGUGAGUGAAAUAUGUAAAUAAAUUUAGAAUCGAUUGAUAUAAGUAAAGCACCAUUUUUUGGUUCUGAUCCAAAUUAGAAUAGUGUGUUUAUAAAGAAUGUGCCUUUACCUUUAUCUAGAGUAGAAGUAGUUAAAGCACUAUCAUAAAUGAGUGGUUAUGUAAGUCUAACAUUGUCAGAACCAAAUAAAUCAUAGAAUUAUACACGUAUAGGUUGGGUUAGUUUUGAUGGAGAAGAAUAUUGUAAUAAUUGUGUAAAUGAUGAGAGUAUUACAAUCAAAGGACAUGUAUUGUAAUUUUAAAAAUAAUAAGAAAAGAGGUAAUAUUUAAUAAUAUUCAUGGUUAGAAAAUUUGUUCGAGUCUUCAAAUCAGUUGAAUAUAAUAAAUUAUUGAAGGAUUUAUAACAUUAAAGAGAACUCAUUAAAGUAUUAGAUAAAGAGAAAGGAAUUACUGGUAAUCCAUUACUUGAAGGACCACUUAAAGAUAGAGAUGAUCCAACAUUUAAUAGAUAAUUAGAUAUACAAACUUUAUAUUUAAGAAGAAUUCAUAAUUAUUGUUAUUGGAGUGGUGCUGAAUUCUCUGAUUAUAGAUUACUUGUUUCUAAAGUUGGCUAUGUAUAUUCUAAUCUAUUAAUAUAUUUUGUAGCAUUUCUUUAGAUUAGAUACAAAAAAGAAAUGCAAUCUAGAAUGGCAAGAUAUCAUUUAAGCAUUAUGCAAUCGUAGAAGAGAAGAAACUAGUGAUGAAUUACCAAUAAAUGAAUUAAUUGAUAAUGAAAUCAUACUCAUGGGAUUAAAAUAAGCUAAAACUAGAUCAAAAGAUGCUUUCCCUUGUAUCUUUUGUGAAAAACAAUUCCAAGGAGGAUCCUAUCUAAUUAAACAUAUCUCUCUUAAACAUGAAAGAUAAUAUUGGGAACAUCAAUAAUCCCUACGUUAAUAAGUCAUCGAUUAAUAAAUGGCUACCAAUCAUAAAAUUGAACGAAUAAGUAAAGCUACUAUCCAAAGACAAAUUUUUGUCAAAGGAGCUAUCGAUGAACUUUAAUUCUAAGAAAAUAAGUAUAUAUUCAUAUUUCAAUCUAGAAUAUAAUUACCUAUCAACUUUGCUCCCAGAGUUUAAUAAAGAUAAUAUAAAGAUCUUGAUUCUAUUGCUUAAGAGAAAACAUAACCAGCUAUCAUGUUUUAAAUACGUGAAACCAAAGUCAAUUAUAAUGAUAUAUGAUCUAAACAAAUUAAUUUACAAGCUAUUCAAAUU
Molecule: messenger RNA, 1846 nt
Organism: Paramecium sonneborni
Lineage: Eukaryota; Ciliophora; Oligohymenophorea; Peniculida; Parameciidae
Source: the annotation of a GenBank genome assembly